Hypanus sabinus (Atlantic stingray) is the source of this 2997-nucleotide messenger RNA. Its product is annotated as ubiquitin thioesterase otulin-like. Lineage: Eukaryota; Metazoa; Chordata; Chondrichthyes; Myliobatiformes; Dasyatidae. Gene Ontology annotation, molecular function: cysteine-type deubiquitinase activity. The record is from RefSeq and is a predicted model, not a curated record. Gene Ontology annotation, biological process: protein linear deubiquitination. The transcript is spliced from 11 exons. Gene Ontology annotation, cellular component: cytoplasm. The coding region runs from base 968 to 2689 and encodes 573 amino acids.
GGUUUCCCCCCCAGCCCUUACAGUGACAUUUGCCGGCUGAGACGCUUAACCCAUGGGAAACCGGGGGAUCAUUCGGACCGCCAGAAAUUAACUGAGGGAAAUUCUGAACAACAGCAGAGUGCUGGGGACAACCCGUUACAUUGUCAGAAGAUCAUGAGAUCCAAGCCUCGCCAGUUGUGUGCAUCCAAUCACUGCGAUGACAGGGUGGGGUGUGGUUUUUGGGAAGAUUUCCCUUCCAGAGAGAAAAAAAACGUUGAACUUUCCCAAUGAACAAAAUCGAGACAUGAUUUGAAUAAAUAAUAGCUGGUCCUCUGCGACGUGCAAGAUAGGCUUCCUGCGCAUGUAGAACAAAGUGCAACGACAGUCCGCUGCAUUGAAAGUGAAACCAAAAGCUCGCUUCCUCCCUGUUUGUGUGGGCCAGUACGAGCGGCCCAGCAGGUGAGGAGAAACUCUCGGCCGAGCUGCGAGCGCUCUCCUGCGGCACUCGGUGUCCGGCUUCGGCGGGGAGCGUCCGCAGCCGGAGGUGGAGUCCUGUGCGGAUCAGCCGCGUUGGAGUUGCCGACCGCAAGCAGAUGCGGGGAUUGGGAGACUGACGAGCCGGAGGAUGCCGACUGGAUUCUGAGAGGACCGAAGUAUCCUGCGGGGCUAACCGUAUGUCGAUGGGUUAAACGCCGCCGUCUGCUGUGGAAUCGCCUGGGCGAUCAUCUGCAGUAAAUGUUACCUUCAUUGGAACUGUUUGCUGAUUGUGAUGGUGGUUUGGCCCAACAGAAAUGCGUCAGUCUCUGUCCCAAAAAAAAAGCCCACACUGCUAUGUUUGGUGAGCAUCAAAACUUAAGCAGAGGAGCGAAUACUUAUUUCAAGAAUCUGAUUCUCCUUCACUCCGCUGCACUAAACGAAUAUUACAAGGCAGCUGUUUCUACAGAGGAUUGCUGAACAGCAAUGGAUUACUUCCUCAGUAUUGAUUAAAAUGGGCAAUAAGUGUUGCCAAGCAAGUUUCCAAAAAGAGCGGAACCCAAUAGCUGAAACUGAACAAGAGGCUUUACUGUAUUCCUCCAAAACCAGUUCAUGCAGGACAAGUGAUGACAAGGAGCAUAUGAUUCCUCCACCAAAGUCAGUGGGCAAUAAGGAUUUGACAGAUCCAAAAAACAGAGCUGACUGUGCUGAGAUUUGUAAAACUGAUGCUGUCCCAGCAAAAAGUGUGCAGCAGGCUGGAGUUGAAAGUGACUUUAGGGAACUUGCCAGCAAAGUGCAAGAUACUAAUCUCAAGUCAGAGCUUAAACCAGUACCUGUUUUGAAUGAUGUUAUGAGUAUGGAAGAUCAGAAGACUGGUUUAAAUGCAGAGAAAAGUACAAGGUGUGACGUAUCUGAAAAACCUGAACAAGAGAUCAAGGUUAAGCAGAAAACAGUGCAAACUUAUGAAAGCAACCAACUGUUGGAUUCUGUGUCACAAGAAUGCAAGAGGGACCAAUUAGCAGAUUUUUUAGAGAGAAAGAACUUGUAUAAUUUGGAAGGUCCUGAAGGGCAGACCAAAAGAGUCAGACUAUCCCAAUGUGAAAGUGAUCAUCAAGACGACCUUGAUCAGACCCAGGCAACACUGCCUGGGGAUGAAGGCAGAGCCAAAACUUUGGAAAGUAAACAGUUGGACUGUUUAACUGAAGGGAAAAGUGAAGGACUUGUCAGUUUAAGUCAGGAAGAACCUGGCUCAUCAGAACAGCGAGGUAACAUCUUCAACAAUGGAUCGCAUAUGAGCUGCAGUCAGGAAGGAAAUGAUGAAGAUGAAGACCUUUACCGUGAUGAAGAUGAAAUAGAGAAAGAUAAAUCUCAGAAGCUGCUUGAUAAAAACCAGUUUGCAGUGGUUGCUGCAGAGAGAUCCACUAUCGAGCCCAAUAUGGACAUUUUGGAAUAUUGCGCUAGAGAGUGGAAAGGGAACACAGCAAAAGCAGAGCUGAUGAGAAAGGCUUAUGAAGCUGUUCGUGGAAAUUUCAAAUCUAUACGUAGAGUUCGUGGUGAUAAUUACUGUGCCCUGAGGGCCACAUUAUUUCAAGCAUUGAAUAAUGUUGACCAUCUUCCCUGCCUGCAACAGGAUGACCUAGAGCAGAUUCCAGAUCAGCUUGUUGAGGCAAGUUAUGUCUGGAUUAAACAGUGGCAUUUUGUCAUUGAAGACUCCGGGAAUGAAAAUCCUGUAAAUGUCUUGAAAGGAUAUUUGACAACACUGAAGGAAAAGUAUAUGCAUUUAUGUGAAAUGAAUUCCUGGGAAGAAAGAGUGGCUGCCUGUGAAGAGCUGUUCAGAAGUGAAACAGAAGAAUAUAGGAUGUAUGAAGCUGUGAAAAUCAUGAUGUUGGCCAAGGCUAUUGAACUUGACUGCAGUAAAGUCCAAGAAAAAGAAGUCCCUUUGUUCUGCUGGCUGAUGUUUGCACGUGAUACUUCUACUGCCCCUUAUCAGUUCAUGAGAAAUCAUUUGAAUCAUGUUGGCCACACUGGCGGACUGGAUCAGGUGGAAAUGUUUCUUCUGGGAUACUCCUUGCAAUUGACUAUAAGAGUUUUCAGACUUUACAAGUUUGGAACUGAUGAGUUUAUCACCUACUAUCCUGAUGAUCACAAGGAUGAGUGGCCUUUGGUUACUCUAAUAACAGAGGAUGACAGACAUUAUAAUGUACCGGUGAAAGACACUGAAACGACCAUUCUGUAGGGUGAAUUUUAUAGGACUUAAUUGCCAACAUAUAUCGAGAAUGUGACUGUAAUUUACUGAGAUUUUUUCUAACUUGGGCUUUUAUGGGAAAGAAUUGCUGCCAAAGACACAUGACUUGAAGCUUAAGAAUACAUCAGACAUUAAUGUACAAGUCUGAGUAUGAUUUGUGGGCACGAAGGGAAUGCAGAAUAAAUUUGAGUGGCCACAGUUAUGUUAUUUUCUGUUAAUAUUUUGUAAUUAUUGAUAUGUACAUGGAAAAUUGCCUUCAUAAAUAAUAGUAUAAAUAAACAUUAAUUAUGUGUCGUUAA